Messenger RNA from Trichoplusia ni (cabbage looper), 2293 nucleotides. It is a transcript of the gene Pect, whose product is annotated as ethanolamine-phosphate cytidylyltransferase. The transcript is spliced from 8 exons. The record is from RefSeq and is a predicted model, not a curated record. Gene Ontology annotation, cellular component: cytoplasm. Gene Ontology annotation, molecular function: ethanolamine-phosphate cytidylyltransferase activity. Bases 150 to 1289 code for a protein of 379 amino acids. NCBI's taxonomy places the organism in Eukaryota, Metazoa, Arthropoda, Insecta, Lepidoptera, Noctuidae. Gene Ontology annotation, biological process: phosphatidylethanolamine biosynthetic process.
UUAUUUUAUCAGUAGAUUCGUGAGUCUUUCGGUGGGCGGAGGUUCAUUGAGUUUGGUUGUUAUUUGCGUUUUUAAUUUGAUUAUAAAAAAUAAAAUUAAAAAGUAGCAAUUAUCGGCAUACAUUUCAAAUCAAAUCUGACAGUAUAAAAAUGAGUGAAAAAAAUGAAAAUAAAAAGGAAAUUCGCGUGUGGUGUGAUGGGUGUUACGAUAUGGUGCAUUUUGGUCACGCAAAUUCGUUAAGACAGGCUAAAGCAUUAGGCGAUGUACUUAUCGUGGGAGUCCACACAGAUGAAGAAAUUUCUAAACAUAAAGGGCCCCCUGUAUUUACUCAAGAGGAACGGUACAAAAUGGUUAAAGCUAUCAAGUGGGUUGACCAAGUGGUGGAGGGUGCACCCUAUGUGACUACACUUGAAACAUUGGAUAAAUAUCAGUGUGAUUUCUGUGUGCAUGGAGAUGACAUUACAGUGACUGCUGAUGGAAUUGAUACAUAUCAUUUAGUGAAGAAAGCUGGUAGAUACAGGGAAGUGCAGAGAACUGCUGGUGUUUCCACCACAGAUCUCGUGGGACGCAUGUUGCUACUUACAAGAGAACAUUUCAAGAGAGGUGACAAAGAAUACUCCGUGGCGCUGGAACACUCGUCGAACCUCGGAACAGACUCCACCGCGCGGUCGCCAUACACCGGCUGUUCACAGUUCUUGCCUACCACACAGAAGAUUAUACAGUUCAGCAGUGGCCUCUCACCCAAACCAACUGAUAAGGUCGUCUACGUUGCUGGCGCUUUCGAUUUGUUCCACGUUGGACACUUGGACUUCUUAGAAGAGGCGCACAAGCAAGGAGACUUUCUGAUCGUGGGCUUACACACCGACCUCGAAGUGAACCGAUACAAAGGUUCCAACUAUCCCAUCAUGAACUUACACGAACGAGUAUUGUCCGUCCUCGCUUGUAAGUACGUGCAUGAGGUGGUAAUCGGCGCUCCGUACAGCGUGACCGCGGAGCUCAUGGAUCACUUCCGGGUGAAGGUGGUCUGUCACGGCGUCACCACCAUAGCUACCGACGCUGAUGGCAUCGACCCUUACCGAGUACCCAAGCAACGCGGCUGCUUUAAGAUAUUAAAUUCCGGCAAUAGUAUGACAACGGAAGACAUUGUUCAACGAAUAAUACGUCAUCGUCUCGAAUUUGAGGUACGAAAUACGCGCAAAGAGAAAAAAGAACUGGCUAUUACGAAAGCUUUGAAAAAUGAUCAGCAUUUGAAACAGAAUGGUAACUGUGAAGUUACUAAUAAUAGUUAAAUUAUUAAUUUUAAAUUAAAUUAAAUGUUUACCAAAUAUUUAUGUGUUAGAUGUGCUAUUUAGGUCUAGAAUUAGAGAAUAAACCGGUCAACUAUUGAUAUAAUAAACUUCUGCUAAUAAUCUUUAAACUUGUUAUGGUAAAUGUUUCAAUUGCAUUCUUCUAUGAUAUUGCCAAAAAAAAAUUAAUAAAAAAAUUAAAAUAAUCGAUAGUCGAUCAGCUUAUUCUAUAUUUUUGUCCUCUUGCUUCUACAGUCAUAAUACAAGAAUAUGAAAUAAUGUAACUGGUAUAUUACUGGUAACUUACAUGUAUUUUAAAACUAUUUAUUUUAUUUUGAAGCAUUCUAAUUCUAUAUACAUAAUAACUGUGUGUUGAUUAAUAGUUUUAAUAAAAUUCCAGUUUUUGCCCGCCUAUUAAUUACAAUAUACAUUAUUAUAUUACUAUAGAACAUAUGAUACUUUUAUUGUACUAUAGAUGAAUCGAAUAGUAAAGAUUAUUAUUGUUUAUGGUGUUCAGCAUAUUUCUAACAUUAUCAUUUUAUGAUGGCAUAUUAAAUUAUUGAAAUGAGCAUUUCUUAUUAUAAUGAUGUGUCCCAUAUGUUUAUUUAUUUUUACAAUACUCUAUUUUCGAAACACUAGUUCUUAUAUGAAAUGUCGCUAAUUUUACCUUUUAUUGUGCCAUUGGCAAUAUUAUGUAUUAUUGGUUUAUAAUUGGAACCAAUCUUAGAAUUUGUUCAAUGUUGUUUAUUUUACAAUAUUGUUAAUUAGUUAGGAUCUAAUAAUUAUUAUGUACGUUAAUUUUAGUUUGACGUUGUGUACAAAUUGUUUUUGUUGAUGUUUUAUUUCUGUUACUAAAUAUAAUUUACACUCUCAGAGGAGACAUUUUAUCCAGCUCUCUUAGAUCUUAACGAAGAAAGAUUAAUUAAAUAUUACUAUUCAUUUUGUAGAUCCAGGGUCUGCAAUGUUUAUGGAUCGUACUCUAUUUAAAUAAAAGUUGUAUAAAGAUA